Oncorhynchus keta (chum salmon) is the source of this 8251-nucleotide messenger RNA. RefSeq names its product protein NPAT-like. The transcript has 17 exons. The coding region runs from base 151 to 4191 and encodes 1346 amino acids. The record is from RefSeq and is a predicted model, not a curated record. Lineage: Eukaryota; Metazoa; Chordata; Actinopteri; Salmoniformes; Salmonidae. Gene Ontology annotation, molecular function: protein binding; transcription coregulator activity. Gene Ontology annotation, cellular component: nucleus.
UUCCCCGCCUUUUCACGAAUCGUAGGAUGUUGUACCCUGGAUGUUUUGACCAAAUGUAGCGUUACUUGCUUUAUUCGUGAUUAAUGUAUUUUUACUUGAUUUUACAGAUAAUGUAACUUGUAAUUGUUGCAAUAAUUCGACAUUGCAGCCAUGUUGCUUCCGUCUGACAUAGCGCGGCUCGUUUUAGGAUACAUGCAACAAGAGGGACUGUGUUCUACAAGCCAGGCAUUCAUUCGUGAAAGCCCCAACUUGAAGGAGUACGCAGAACACAGCUCAGAUGAUGCAACUAUUCCUGCUUGUGUGUUUUCCCUCUUUGGGAAAAACCUGACAACUAUUUUGAAUGAGUAUGUUGCUGUCAAAGCUAAAGAGACGAUUGAAGAGACUCAAAUACCUGUCAUGAUGACAUCAUUGUGGAAAAAGCUUGAUUUCACACUCAAUCAAAUAAAGUCUAUGCAAAACUCCCCAGCUAUUAUCCAGAAUCAAAGACUCCGCACACGUAAUGGGAUCGUGAACAUGAGGGGGCGACAGAGAGCCUUGUCAUCAACGCAGUCCCCCAGCUCUGGGUUUCUGUCAUCGUCGGGCCAGGGCAUCGCCACCCCAGUCUGCUCCAGCUCCCAACAGAACAGACCCUCCCCCAUCUGCGGCACACAGCCCCAGAUCCAAGAUGGAGGACGUCUGCUCAUUAAUGUGAACCGGGAGUCACCUUUGCAAAUAACGGUUCCAGACAACCGGUUAACCACAGGACCAUUAUCCCCAGGGCGUCGGAAAUGUGACUCCCCCAGGAGGAGAGGUGGGGGCUCCAGUGGAUCCGGUGGGACUGGAAGAGCCAACAUGGCGGCCAGUAGCCUGACAGCAGAGCCCCAGAGUGAAGAGGCAGUCACAGAGAAUUUCCCUCAAAUGUUGAUACAAAAUGCAAGAGAGAGGAUUCUAAAUGACAAGUCCUUACAAGAGAAGCUUGCUGAAAACAUCAACAAAAUUCUAGCAAGUGAUGUCAGUCCUCAGGCUUUAAAGGCAUCAUGCAGCACCAUGGAGCCUGACCAGUCAAUAGAUGAAAUUCUGGGCCUGCAGGGGGAGAUUCAUAUGUCUAAUGAUGUUAUACAAGACAUCUUGGAGCAGACCGAGUCCGACCCAGCCUUCCAGGCUCUUUUUGACCUCUUUGAUUACGGCAAAAGCAAAACCAGUGAGGAUACUGAACAAGGAGCUGGGAACGUGAGCAAUACCACCACAGACAAUGGUGAGACUGAGACUAGAUGUAUUGAUGGCUCUCCUGAGACUGGAGACCCAGGCACUGGGCCUGAAAACUCGACAUGUGGACAAGAAAAUAGAGUAACAAAGUCCAGUCAAGAGCCCAAGAGUAAGAAAACAAGGAAAUCUGCACCUCCUGUUUCAAGCACUUCAAAGGCAACUCCUGGACCCAGUAGCAGAGGGUUGAGAAAUGGAGCUAUCUCAACAACUCCUGGACUCAGUAGCAGAGGGUUGAGAAAUGGAGCUAGCUCAACUCCUGGAUCCAGUAGCAAAGGGGUGAAAAGGGGAGAUAUUGCAACUCGACCCUCAGCACGUAUUGAUCAACUUGCCGCCACUGCUUCUUCUGCCGCAAAGGACUCUGAUAGGGUUGACUCAGGCUCCAUCUUUAAUCCGGAUGUAUCAGGCGUGGAUAUAGACGAACCUCUCAAUACCCCCCUUGACAGUAUAGCUCCGCCAGAUGUCUUUGAGCCAGUCAGACAGGAGAGUGGAACAAUUCGUCCGGCGUCAGCAUGCAACACACCUUCAUCUGAAACCAGGACGAUCUCUGCUGUGAAAAACAUAUUAGGCAAUGAGAACACAGUGGGGGCUGAUGGUAGACAAGUGAUGGAUAACCAAGCUUCACUUCUUAACUCCUCACCUGCCCUGUCCAAUUCCAUGCCAAUGCUGGAUCAGUCAAACAAGGCUCCCAUACAGGCCUCUAACCUGCCUCAUAGGAAUAUUACCCCUCCCAGCAGUGUAGGAAUUUCACAACCUCUACCACAGACCAUACACUCUAUGGCUGUCCCCUCAGUUACAACAACUCCUGCUGCCCCAACCUUCAUCCCAAACCCCAACCCUACAGGCAAGGAAGUAGACCCCAGUAAGAUUGUUGCCCUGAAGAUCAUAAUCAGCGAUGAGCAGGAGGAGCCCUCCAGUGACUCUGCCCUGAACCAGGCUGUGUCCAGCAUCACUGGGGAUAGGAUCCCCACCAUCUUCCUCUCCUCUCCCACCAAGUCACCUGCUAAGGCCCCGGCCCUCAGUGGAGCCCCAAUGGCUCAGGAGGAGACUGUGCAGGCGGUGAGCAGUUUACAGAGGACAGAAGUCCUCCUGCCAGCAGAGACCAAUCCUCUUAGUGGGAAAGCAGGAGAUGUGGCAGCAUUGGCAGGGACGUCAUCUGCGUUGACACAGCCUGGCUACUACAUUCAGCUGCCCUUUGAUUCAGCCACAUCCACCAACAGCUACAUCUUAGUGACAGACACAACAGCUACAGACCCCCAGUCCAACAAGGUGAUAUUACCCAGUGGCGCCCCACAGGUACAGACUGUACCCCCUACCUCAUAUACUCUGGCCACUCCACCCUGCUAUUCCCCUGUUAUCCUCCCAGGAUCUAGACUCAUCAUAUCUUCACCAGUUCAGCCCAUGCUGCAAAGCAUGGGGGUUCCUGUAUCUGUUGUUGGGCAGAACAAUGCAACACAGUUCUCAGUAGUUCCUAAUCAGUUAAUAGCCAUGCCUAGCCCUGCUUCAGCAAAGCAGCCAGCAGCAGUGAAUACCGACCCUAAACUGGCUCCCAAGGACACUGCAGUCUCAGGAAAAACGGGAGCUUCUGGAUCGAAUAUAGUUACAAAGCAGGUCCACCCGCAAUCCUCUGAAAGCACAGGGCAGCAGAAGGGAGCAGUUGGCUCGAGCCCCAGCCAUAGGAGGAUGCUUUGCUUUGAUGGGUCUGCUGGUGAAACUUCCACCUCCAAAGCUACAGCUACUGCUGUAUUGCCUGUCCAACAGGUGGAGAAAGAGAUACCUAAAUCUGCCUCUGCUAUCUUGGGGAGCAGCAGGCCAAAAAGGAGAAUAGAGACUGUAAGAUGUACAGACAACACUCAGACAUCAUGGACCGGAACAGAGAUGGAGAAAUCCUCCACUGUCCAAAAGCAGAAAGAAGCUGCGAAAAAGACCCCUUCAAAGAGGGACGCAGAUCAAAAUGCUAGAGGUCAAAGUGCAAGUACCAGUAGAUCUCAGAGUGCUGGUAGCAGUAGGACUGAUGCUUCACAGUCAGAGUCCAGGAAGAGAUCUCAAUCAGCAGACAAGAAGGAUAAUGGUGGAGCUGGACCUAAGGAUGUCCAGAGCUCCAGGUCCUCUUCCUCUGAUCACAGACUGAGAUCAGGGAGCAGGAAAGAGAAAGACUCAUAUAGACAAGAGCCUACUGAGAAAUCUCCUGCCAAGGAGCGGGAGGGACGGACAGAGAAAAGGACAUCUUCUCAGGAUCCCCCUCAUGUCACUGCCAAUAAGGAGAAUGAGCUGGAGGGGGGAAGGCGAGAGCAGCAGCCCACACCAGCACCAAGAGCAUUCAGCCCGGCCCCCCAAACCCCUGUCCCCCAUGCUUGCUCCAGCAAAUUCCCCUCCAAGACCAGCCCACUGACCAAGCAGGCAGCUGAAAUGCUCCACAACAUCCAGGGUCUAAACCCUCCCUCCACACCUCCUAAGAAGCCUGGCAUGGGCUGUCUGGAGCUGCCUCUUCCUCGGACCCCUGGCCGUCUCCAGGAGUCUCUAUACUGCCCCAGGACCCCUGCACGUCAGAAGCUAGACAGAAACGGAGAGGGCACCCCCAGGCACCUGGUCCCUCCCACCACCCCGGACCUUCCCUCCUGCAGCCCAGCCAGCGAAGCAGGGAGUGAAAACAGCAUCAACAUGGCGGCUCACACACUGAUGAUCCUAUCCCGAGCCGCCAUUGCCAGGACAGGCACCCCACUGAAAGACAGCUUGCGCCAGGAGGGGGCUGGAGCAGUGACCCCUGUAGCCUUCAAGAGCAAGAAGCGCAAGCAGCCUGAGCCCCUGGCCAGCCCGCCAGCAAAGAAAGAUAUCUCAGGUUCAUCUGGCAGUAAGAAGAAAGCAAAGAAACAACAGAAACUAAUGGAUUCCUUCCCCGAUGACUUGGAUGUGGAUAAGUUCCUGUCUUCACUGCAUUAUGAUGAGUGAUGGGUUGAGUUAUAGCAGUUGGACAAUGAUAUGAGAAUCUCCCAAACACUACCUACCUACUCUCCAGGAAUUGAACAAGCCAUAAUUUACUGUCACAGUGCCUAUGGUUAAAUCAUAGGUGGAGCAUGUCCUCAGCUAUUUUUUCUUCGUUGGUAUGCCUGCUUGUAGGGUUUGUCCUACAUCCUUUGGCGUAACAACUAAUUAUACAUGUGAUGUAUAUACUGUAUAGACAUUAUUGCAGAAAUGCUAGAUUGAGAACACUUUGGUUCCAUUCAAGGACUGUAAUGUUAAGAAUGGUUUCCCAAUCUUGUAUUAAUAAUUUCAAGAAUUCAACAUUUCACUGUGUCUAAACUUUAAAUGAUCCACCCAACACACUAUGGCUGUGGUAAGAUAGGCAGCACAAUUCUGAACUUUAUUUCACUAAUUGGUAUUUUGACCAGAUCAGAUGUGAAAAAGAUUGGUCAAAAAGACCAAUUAGUGGGAAAAAAUAUCAGAAUUGGGCUGCGUGGUGUGUGUAUAAAAUACAUUUGUGCAGAUGUUUUCUUUACUAGUGAUUUUAAAUUAAAUCUUGUUUUAGAAAAAUCUAGUUUCAUUUAAUAUUGUUUCUGUGCAGGUAAAAACUGACCGGUUUUCAGUCCAAAGCAAAAUAUCACUAUCAGAACACAGUCUGAUAACCCAAUCUGUGAAAUUCACUAUAACCAAAUUAAUAUUGCACCAUUUGAUUCACUUGAGUUAAUUACUACUAAAUAAUAGGCUUAUAUCAUCACAGUGAUAGACUGCUGUGCCAGUAGAGAUUCUUCUAAGGUACUGCAUCUCAGUGCUAGUGACAUCACUACAGACCCUGGUUUGAUUCCAGGCUGUAUCACAACCGUCCCUGAUUGGGAGUCCCAUGGGGCGGUGCACAAUUGGCCCAGAGACAUUAGGGUUUGGCCGUAGUAGGCCGUCAUUGUAAAUAAGAUUUUUUUCUUAAUGGACUUGCCUAGUUAUAUAAUAUACAAUAUUUUGGCAUUUGUUUCAUUAGUUCAUUGUUUAUUUCGUCCCAAAAUAUUUUGCAUGUAAGCAAUCAAGUUUAAGACAUGUAACUUUCAAAAUACAGAAGUCUUGCCCAUAUGAUGCAUUUUGCAUCAUAUGAUGCUGUGUCUUGGUAAGCAAUUUUGGCCUUGUGUUUUAGGUUAUUGUCCUACUGAAAGGUGAAUUUGUCUGACUGGAAAGAUUUCUCUCGGAUUCUGCCUGUGCUUAGCUAUGUUCCGUUUCUUUUUAUCAUAAAAAAAACUUGAGUCCUUACAGAUGAUAAGCAUAUCAAUAACAUGCUUGAAAUUUGAAGUGGUACUCACUGAUGUUGGAUUUGCCCCAAACAACUCUGUGUUAAGUUACUUGCCACAUUUCUUCGCACUUAUACUGUAGUGCCUUAUUGAAAACAGGAUGCAUGUUUUGGAAUAUUUUAAUUCUGUACAGGCUUCCUUUUCACUCUGUCAUUUAGGUUAGCAUUGUGGAGUAACUAAAAUGUUUAUCCAUCCUCAGUUUUCUCCUAUCACAGCCAUUCAACUCUUAACUGUUUCAAAGUCACCAUUGGCCUCAUGGUGAAAUCCCUGAGCGGUUUCCUUCCUCUCCGUCAACUGAGUUAGGAAGGACGCCUGUAUCUUUGUAGUGGCUGGGUGUAUUAAUACACAAUCCAAAGUGUAAUUAAUAACUUCACCAUGCUAAAAGGUAUAUUCAAUGUCUGCUUUUUUUUUUUUACACAUCUACCAAUAUGUGCCCUCUUUGGAAAACACCUCUGGUCUUUGUGGUUGAAUCUGUUUUUGAAAUUCACUGCUUGACUGAGGGACCUUGCAGAUAAUUGUAUGUGUGGGGUACAAAAAUAAUUUUAAACACUAUUGCACACAGUGAGUCCAUGCAACUUAUGUGACUUGUUAAUUAAGCACAUUUUUACUCCUGGACUUAUUUAGGCUUGCCAUAACGAAGGGGUUGAAUGCUUAUUGACUCAAGACAUUUCAUUUUGAAUUAAUUUGAAACAUUUUCUAAAAAUGUAAUUCCACUCUGACAUUAUGGGGUAUUGUGUGUAGGCCAGUGACAAUCUCAAUUUUAAAUUCAGGCUGUAACACAGCAAAAAAAAAAUUAAGUCUAGAGGUGUGAAUAAUUUCUGAAGGCACUAUGUAUGGAUAAAGUGACUAGGCAACUGACUAGAUGAUUAAACAGUAGCAGCAAUGUAUGCGAAGAGUCAAGAGUUAGUGCAAAAAGGGUCAAUAUAGAUAGUUAUCCAAAUACAGUGGGGCAAAAAAGUACUUAGUCAGCCACCAAUUGUGCAAGUUCUCCCACUUAAAAAGACGAGGCCUGUAAUUUUCAUCAUAGGUACACUUCAACUAUAACAGACAAAAUGAGAGAAAUCCAGAAAAUCACAUUGUAGGAUUUUUGUAAUGACUUUAUUUGCAAAUUAUGGUGGAGAAUAAGUAUUUGCAAGAUUUCUGGCUCUCACAGACCUGUAACUUCUUUAAGAGGCUCUGUCCUCCACUCGUUACCUGUAUUAAUGGCACCUGUUUGAACUUGUUAUCAUUUUAAAAGACCCCUGUCCACAACCUCAAACAGUCACACUCCAAACUCCACUAUGGCCAAGACCAAAGAGCUGUCAAAGGACACCAGAAACAAAAUUGUAGACCUGCACCAGGCUGGGAAGACUGAAUCUGCAAUAGGUAAGCAGCUUGGUUUGAAGAAAUCAACUGUGGGAGCAAUUAUUAGGAAAUGGAAGACAUACAAGACCACUGAUAAUCUCCCUCAAUCUGGGUCUCCAUGCAAGAUCUCACCCCGUGGGGUCAAAAUGAUCACAAGAACGGUGAGCAAAAAUCCCAGAACCACACGGGGGGACCUAGUGAAUGACCUGCAGAGAGCUGGGACCAAAGUAACAAAGCCUACCAUCAGUAACACACUACGUCGCCAGGGACUCAAAUCCUGCAGUGCCAGAACAUGUCCAGGCCCGUCUGAAGUUUGCUAGAGAGCAUUUGGAUGAUCCAGAAGAAGAUUGGGAGAAUGUCAUAUGGUCAGAUGAAACCAAAAUAUAUCUUUUGUUAACUCAACUUGUUGUGUUUGGAGGACAAAGAAUGCUGAGUUGCAUCCAAAGAACACCAUACCUACUGUGAAGCAUGGGGGUGGAAACAUCAUGCUUUGGGGCUGUUUUUCUGCAAAGGGACCAGGACGACUGAUCCGUGUAAAGGAAAGAAUGAAUGGGGCCAUGUAUCGUGAGAUUUUGAGGGAAAACCUCCUUCCAUCAGCAUCAGCAUUGAAGAUGAAACGUGGUGGUGUCUUUCAGCAUGACAAUAAUUCCAAACACACCCCAGGUCAACGAAGGAGUGGCUUCGUAAGAAGCAUUUCAAGGACCUGGAGUGGCCUAGCCAGUCUCCAGAUCUCAACCCUAUAGAAAAUCUUUGGAGGGAGUUGAAAGUCCAUGUUGCCCAGCAACAGCCCCAAAACAUCACUGUCUGGAGGUGGUCUGCAUGGAGGAAUGGGCCAAAAUACCAGCAACAGUAUGUGAAAACCUUAUGAAGACUUACAGAAAACAUUUGACCUCUGUCAUUGCCAACAAAGGGUAUAUAACAAAGUAUUGAGAACUAUUUGGUCAAGAACAAAAGUUUAUUUUCCACCAUAAUUUGCAAAUACAUUUUAAAAAUCCUACAAUGUGAUUUUCUGGAUUUAAAAAAAAAAAAAGUCUGUCAUAGUUGAAGUGUACCUAUGAUGAAAAUUACAGGCCUCAUCUUUUUAAGUGGGAGAACUUGCACAAUUGAUGACUGACUAAAUACUUUUUUGCCCCACUGUACAUACACACGAACAGUAGGUAUCCUACGCACAUACUUUAUCACUAUCCAGCCGACAAAGAUUAUGGAGACCGUGGGAAGCACUCCCUGUCCUUCCUCAAAUCUCUGAGCCCCUAGCAUAUUCCGGCACUAAAUUUGUCUCAGACAGUCUGUGUUUAAGAUACUAUAAAGACAUUUUGUACAGAGAUAUAAUUUUACUGACUAAACCUACAGACAUCAUUACUAGUAACUUUAUGAUUCUAAUAAAUUUCAUACAA